CGAAACACCACUCCUCUAGACCUUCUUCACCUUCCUCCCUCUCAUCGAUCCUUCUGUACCAACGAGACUUCCUUCGAUUUCUCUCUACAAUGGCUGGAACUGGAGUGUUCGCUGAGAUUUUAGAUGGAGAUAUGUACAAGUACUACUCUGAUGGCCAAUGGAAGAAGUCCUCUUCUUCUAAAAGUGUUUCCAUCAUCAAUCCCACUACCAGAAAGACUCAGUACAAAGUUCAGGCCUGCACACAAGAAGAGGUCAAUAAAGUCAUGGACUUGGCAAAAUCUGCUCAGAAGUCAUGGGCGAAGACCCCGCUGUGGAAACGAGCUGAACUCCUCCACAAGGCAGCUGCUAUCCUCAAGGAGCACAGGGCUUCAAUAGCAGAGUGCCUGGUGAAAGAAAUAGCAAAGCCAGCCAAAGAUGCGGUUACUGAGGUGGUAAGAUCAGGGGAUCUGGUCUCAUACUGUGCUGAAGAAGGUGUAAGGAUUCUGGGAGAAGGAAAGUUCUUGGUAUCAGAUAGUUUUCCUGGAAAUGAAAGGACAAAAUACUGUCUGACAUCCAAGAUUCCAUUGGGAGUGGUUUUAGCCAUUCCACCAUUUAACUACCCUGUCAACCUUGCUGUGUCAAAAAUUGCUCCUGCGCUGAUUGCUGGAAACUCCAUUGUGCUGAAGCCUCCAACUCAGGGAGCUGUUUCUGCACUACAUAUGGUGCAUUGCUUUCACUUGGCUGGUUUCCCCAAAGGCCUAAUCAGUUGUGUUACUGGCAAAGGAUCUGAGAUUGGUGACUUCCUUACUAUGCAUCCAGGAGUUAACUGUAUAAGCUUCACUGGAGGAGAUACUGGGAUUUCAAUUUCAAAGAAAGCAGGCAUGAUUCCUCUGCAAAUGGAGUUGGGAGGAAAAGAUGCCUGCAUUGUGCUUGAAGAUGCCGAUCUGGAUUUGGUGGCUGCAAAUAUUAUAAAGGGAGGCUUUUCUUACAGUGGUCAGAGGUGCACUGCUGUUAAGGUUGUCCUAGUGAUGGAAUCCAUUGCCGAUGCUCUGGUAGAGAAAGUGAAGGCAAGAGUCGCAAAACUGACCGUUGGGCCACCUGAGAAUGACUGUGACAUCACUCCAGUUGUGUCAGAAUCGUCAGCCAAUUUCAUUGAAGGUCUAGUUAUGGAUGCUCAGCAGAAAGGAGCAACCUUUUGCCAGGAAUACAGAAGAGAAGGGAACCUGAUUUGGCCUUUGUUGCUGGACAAUGUGAGGCAGGAUAUGAGAAUAGCUUGGGAGGAGCCAUUUGGACCAGUGUUGCCAGUUAUUAGGAUCAAUUCUGUUGAAGAAGGAAUUCACCAUUGCAAUGCUAGCAAUUUUGGACUUCAGGGUUGUGUGUUCACAAAGGAUGUGAACAAAGCAAUUUUGAUCAGUGAUGCAAUGGAGACGGGAACAGUUCAGAUAAACUCUGCCCCAGCUCGUGGACCUGAUCAUUUUCCCUUCCAGGGUAUCAAGGACAGUGGAAUUGGAUCCCAAGGCAUUACCAACAGCAUAAACAUGAUGACCAAAGUAAAGACAACAGUAAUCAAUUUGCCCACCCCUUCUUAUUCCAUGGGUUGAGAUACUAAAUAAUAUGGAAAUUUUAUGUCCAUAUAUAUAAAUAUAUAUAUAUAUAUAUGUAUAUGUAUAUGUAGUCUCAAGUCUUACUGGGUCACUAUAAAUUGCAGAAGAGUUUGGUCCCUAACCUUCUUUUGCAUAAGAGAAAGAUGAAUAAUGACUGUAAUAUAUCGGUGACCUACUAGCUAGCUGCUUCAGUGGUCUACUUAUAUUGUACUGAGAUUUAACAAGACUUGAUAUUGCAGUUUUUCUUGGACCGUCAUCACGAAAUAUGAGUUUUGUUUCUUUCAA
Molecule: messenger RNA, 1868 nt
Organism: Neltuma alba
Lineage: Eukaryota; Viridiplantae; Streptophyta; Magnoliopsida; Fabales; Fabaceae
Product: NADP-dependent glyceraldehyde-3-phosphate dehydrogenase
Exons: 9
Coding region: 90-1580 (496 amino acids)
Molecular function (GO): lactaldehyde dehydrogenase (NAD+) activity
Source: RefSeq, a predicted model, not a curated record